Messenger RNA from Paramecium tetraurelia, 276 nucleotides. RefSeq lists its product as uncharacterized. Lineage: Eukaryota; Ciliophora; Oligohymenophorea; Peniculida; Parameciidae. The record is from RefSeq and is a predicted model, not a curated record. The transcript has a single exon.
AUGUAUUUCACUUUAUUUAGUGACAUUUUCGAUCUAUAUUCUAAAAUCUGUUUUCACAUCAACACUGAGAAGAUCUAGAACAAGAAAGACUUAAGGAACAUUUUCAAAAGGUUAACUAAAGGCUAUAGUAAACGUAUAAUGAAUUUGGUUCUUGCAAUCAAAGUUGGCAUUUUGUUACUAACAUGUUUCUUAGCAUAACCCUUGAUCAAAUAUUAUGCCGCUGAUUUAUGGUAUAAUUAAUAAUAAGAGUUUCAGAGUUUUGGGUAUCAUUAUUGA